Messenger RNA from Strongylocentrotus purpuratus (purple sea urchin), 8193 nucleotides. Its product is annotated as Y+L amino acid transporter 2. The record is from RefSeq and is a predicted model, not a curated record. NCBI's taxonomy places the organism in Eukaryota, Metazoa, Echinodermata, Echinoidea, Camarodonta, Strongylocentrotidae. Gene Ontology annotation, biological process: amino acid transmembrane transport. Gene Ontology annotation, cellular component: membrane. Gene Ontology annotation, molecular function: L-amino acid transmembrane transporter activity. Bases 535 to 2022 code for a protein of 495 amino acids. The transcript has 10 exons.
UAUAUCGCGAUUCGCUGCAUACACCGCAUGGAGAGACCACGAUAGGAAGAUUAUGCUGUCGAGAUUUGUUCUGAAAUUUAGGGGCAUUUAACCCCCUUAAUUAUUCGGGAAAUUUGGAGUAAUCUGUAACAUAUUUAUCUUUGAGGAUCGUAUUGAUCAUCAAGCAGCAUUAGCCUUGUAAGAAGAUAACACUGAAAGUAAUUUAAUGGUGACCGUAUGCUCAGAAGGAUAAACAUUUCACGUGGCUCUUUGUCAAGUUUGUGUACUGGAAGCACAUGUACCGGUAUACGCGGUACCGGCGAAAUUUGUUUACAUUUUGAAUGAAUAAAUUGGAGUAUUUCGUGGAACCUUAACCUCGCGAUAAAGGGUCGGCCUUACUCUAUUUGAUCGUUGGACUGUCUUGAUUUUGCUCACAAUCAGCACUCAGUUUUAUAUCACUUCGAUUCAACGUCAAUUCUUCAACCAGCAUAUCGUGUAGGUUGUAGGCUUCUUCUCUUUGCUUUUUUUAAAAGGGAGGAUAAAGUCAACUCAAAGAUGGCUGACGAGAAAGGAGACAUGCAGGCCGUAGCGAACCCCGCAGCGGCUCCUGUUGCCAAUGGCAAACCGUCCAACGACGAUGACCGUGUCACUUUGAAGCCUAAAAUCUCACUCCUAAAUGGAGUCACCAUCAUCGUCGGAAUCAUCAUCGGUUCCGGCAUCUUCAUCUCCCCUCAGAUUGUGCUGAAGUUGAGCGGAUCUCCCGGCAUGUCCCUUAUCGUUUGGACGGCAUGCGGCGUGUUCUCGAUGAUCGGUGCCCUGUGCUACGGCGAGCUGGGCACCAUGAUAACCAUGUCCGGCGGUGACUACGCCUACAUCCUGGUCGCAUUUGGCCCCCUGCCCGCCUUCCUGCUGCUCUGGGUCACCCUCGUCAUCAUCAGGCCCACAGCUCAGGCUGUGGUUGCCAUGACAUUUGGGCAGUAUAUUCUGCAGCCGUUCUACUCCCAGGAAUGCCCUCCACCUCAAAUACCAGUUAAAAUUCUGGCAGCCGGCUGUAUAACGUUCCUGACCUUUGUCAACAGCUACAGCGUCAAAUGGGCAACACGUGUUCAGGAUUUCUUUACUGCAGCAAAGGUACUGGCCCUGAUUGUCAUCAUUAUCACCGGCUUGGUUCAGCUUUGCAUGGGUAAAACUCAGAAUCUAGAGAAUGCCUUUGAAGGAUCAACAACCGAUGUUGGACAACUUGCCCUCGCUAUGUAUGCUGGUCUGUUUGCCUAUGGUGGCUGGAACUAUCUGAACUACGUGACAGAGGAACUCAAGAAUCCUUUCGUGAAUCUUCCAAGAGCCAUCCUUAUCUCUGUACCAACAGUCAUCUUCAUCUAUGUAGCAGCCAACGUCUCCUACUUCAUUGCUAUGUCUCCUGCAGAACUCCUGGCCACGGAUGCUGUAGCAGUGACCUUUGGUCAGAAGCUUCUAGGAGUGAUGGGUUGGAUAAUGCCAGUGGCGGUCGCCCUCUCGACCUUCGGUGGGGUCAACGGACUUCUUCUAACAGGAUCCAGGAUCUACUUUGUUGGAGCUCGUAUCGGCCACCUGCCAGAGUCAAUCGCCAUGAUCAGCAUCAACAGGAAGACACCCUUACCGUCUCUCAUGUUCACCUGCAUCCUAUCCCUGCUCUACCUGUUCGCUCAAAACAUCGGUCAGCUGAUCAACUACUUCAGCUUUGUCACCUGGUUAGCCACUGGGACGUCCAUCGCCGGUCAGCUCUACCUCAGGUGGAAAGAACCGGACAUGGCCAGGCCUGUGAAGGUGUUCAUUCUCUUGCCCAUCAUCUUCUUGUUAGCCUGUAUCUUCCUGACUGUCAUGGGGGUCUAUGCCGCUCCCGUCGACACCCUCAUCGGUGCGGCCAUCUUGCUCUCGGGGGUUCCCGUCUACUUCAUUGGAGUCUGGUGGACAGCCAAGCCCACCUGGUUCCUCAGCGCUGUCCAAUCCUUCACCAUCUGGAUGCAGAAGCUUCUAUGCUGUGUUGCCGAGGAGAAAGAGGAUUAACCUUGAUGUUCUCUCAAUUUAUAAUGAGAAUUUGAUCAUUUGGGGUAAAUUUAUAUCUUUGAAGGCAAUUGCUAGCAGUGGAUUGUCAUUACCACUCUGGUGAAAACUGCUAGCUUUCUUUCCUGACGAGAUAACUUGCCUUUUUGAAAAAUCUGUUUAAAAAAAAAAUGUGCUACUAUUAGCCACAAAAACAAACAAAUAUUGGAAUGGAGGGAUAAGAAGGAACAAAGAUGAGGGUCCUGUUUCUUAAAGCUUAUAAAACAAAAAAAAGUUACAAUGAUUGAUAAAAGCUACUGAAACCAUCGUGUUUGCACGCUUGUUAGAAAAUUGUUACUUAACAUUGCCACUUGUUAUUGCUUACAGAUUUAUAAAACAGGCAAUUAUUUUUUUGUUUCUAUGUUCAGACAUGCGCAAAUGUAUUUAAAAAUGAAGAAAAACACGUGAUUAUCUUUAUUGUCAUCUUUGUGUAUUUUUGAACAUGGAAAUGAUUUCAAGUUUUAUUCAUCACUAAAUAUGGUAGGUCGGGCCCUCUAAAGCCAUAGAGGUCUUGUAAUUUCAACCAGAAGCUGGUAGAUUGUUUGACUUUAAUAUAUAUCUGUACAAAGCUUUCUGCUUGAAACAUGUUUGUGAUAUUACAAAAAAUGAGUGUGAUUUAUAAAAGAGCACCUCUGUGCUGCGAAAAUCUUAGGCUAACCCUUCCAAAAGUUCUGAUGUUGCAGGUUAAAUAAAACAAAAAGAAGAUUUGAGGAAUAUUUUGAUUUUGAUGGGGAAAAGUAUUUUAUGGAGGUUUGUUGAGGUAAGAUAUUUGAUGCAUAUUGCCUUCUUUAAAAUGCCAUCCCAUUAGAAGUAAAUCAUAUUAUUUUUGAAAAUUAUAUCUUUGGAAAUAAAUGAUUCUAACGCAAAUGAGCAGGUAAAAUAUUAAUUUGACUACUGAAUAACACCGUCCUAUAUCAUUAAAAGUAUUAUAUAUUGACCUCACUAUUAGGUGAUAAAUCGGACGUUACUCUUCAUCCCAUGUUAAAUGCAUUCCAAGACCAUGAAAACUCAAGGAAUGCUUGUUUUGUUAUCCAGAAAAAAUCUUGCAGAACUUUUAUUCAAAUUUUGCUGCUUCAUUCCAUCCAGACAUUUGAUAUGUCAUUUCUUUUUAAAUCUUGAAUGUUCCGCUUGAUCGUUCAAAUGUUCCAGAAUCACUGAGCAAACUUGGACUUAUAAGGGUAUUUCACAUCUUGUAUUGUGUUUAAUCCUAAUAAGCAAUCCAUAGUUUUGUUCAAAAAUGUAAUUCUUAACUUCCUAGGGCAAUAUUUUGUCACACAAAUGGAAUAAUAAUAAUAAUAAUAAUAGUGGGUUCUUGUAUAGCGCUCAUGUCUGUCAGACUUGACACUCCUGGCACUCCCGAUUGGGUCUGAUUUGUUAUAAAAAUCGACAGGAUGGGUAAUAUUCUUCUCUCUAAAAGUGUUCAUGUUCUUUGAUUAAUCGCAUUUGAAAAUGAUGCCAUUGUUGUUGCUUGAAAUCUAUUUUAUUUUUUGGAAGGGGUGCGAUGUGAUGUAAUUGGAAGGACUAACGAUUUGGAUGGAUAAAUGGAUAAAUUAAUCUUUUCUGCAUAUGAAGUUAGCCUUGGAAUUUCAUAAAAUAAUAUUUUGAUUAACUAACGAGCGUAAAAGUCCCCUUAGACAGCAGGGUAUGCAUGUUCCACUGUCCAUUUAUAGUAGUACGAGCUUGAGGCAUGUGCAAUAUUUUACAGCGCCUGUAGAUUUCUAAAGAGCCAUCGAAAGUGGUUUUGAUAGAAUUAUGUCCGCUUUUCAUUCUAAUUGUACUUAUUCAAGCUUAUUGCUCUUGCUAUACAAAAGAUCAAAAGUAAUCCUCUCGUCCAUUAUUGUGAUUUAUGAGGAAAAAACUCAUCAAAACUGAAAUGUAUGGUCUUGUCAAAAGAUCUAUUAUUUAUUCCUACAGAGCGAGAAAAAUUAAUGAAAACUAUAAUAAAAAAAAAGGUCAUAAUCUUUUAAAAAGUGAAGAAAAAAACAUGCUCAUUUGUAAAUUUGUAUCAUACAAAUGUUUUUUGCAUCAGUCUUGUUUGAAUUCAAGAUAGACUGUAAAUGGUUUUCCUUAUGUGCUCUUGUCUAGUUUGCCUUUUUUCUUCUUCUUGUUUUCCAAAGUUUGUAUUUAUAUGACCUUUGUAUCAUUUGCUCUCUUUAGUUCACUCAUUCUUAUUAGCUAACACAAACACCUUGUAAAGUAGAUGUAUUUUGAGUUUUUGAAUUUUUGAAAGCUAUUUAUUAUUCCAAAUACGUUGCUACCUUCUCAUUUAAUGGUGAAAACAACAGUUUCCAUUAAACAGCUCUUUGGUGCCUAGGUAUUUAUUCACAACUAUUUAUUCUCCCUUUUUUUUCUUUCUUAUGCUUCGUCAUUAACACUAAGCUUUGUCAUCUUAGAGUACUAUUAUUUUAUUGAGCUCUUUUGUCAGAGUAUUUUAUUCUGAUUUUGAAGGAGAGCCACAAAGAUGUUGAGACAUAUCGUUUAACUUCCUUCUGGUCCUCAACAGACUUUUUUUUGUGUGGUUAUUUAUUUUCAGCAAGAUGAAGUUAUGGCACCUAGCUAUCUUUCUGUUAAAGUACAAGAGAAAUUUAACAUAGAUUCCUCUUAAGCCAAGUUCAGACACGACUCUUUUAACCACCUCAAAGGAUAAAAUGACAUUAGCAUAGUGUGCAUCUGAAAUCUGUUUAUCAUAACACAGAGAUUACAGUUCAUCCGGUUAUUUUUUAUUCCUGCUUGCCAUUCAUCUAUUUAUUUACCCGUAAAAUAGUUUUUAUUUUGCAGCAGCGUUUUUUGAGGUGAAUUACAGAGUUACGUGUGAACAAGCCUUCUUGGGCAAUUCCUUGAAUGUCUGUAUGCCUUUGAUUUUUGUUGUACCGGUACUUUGUCAUUUUUUGUUUUGAAAUAUAUCUUUUUUGUUUAUUUUGUUUAGGGUGGAGUAGAUUGCGAAACUAUAAGUCGUUAAGUUCAGAGAUUUAAGAGUGCACAAAUUUUGUACAAAGCUUUUUUCGAAUUUUGCGUUUGUUUCUGUAAAUAACAAAGAACGUGUGAAGAAGAGUAGAUGAUUAUUUUGUUGAUAGAUGGGUAGAUAUUUUGCGUACAUCAGAGAAGAUACAAUUUUAGAUUAUGUUUUCUGUAUAGGUGUAUUUAUCUUGCUAUAAAAUUCAUGCACAUCUGAAAUAAGGAGUCUAUUUAUGCAUAAGGAUUCUAAGUUAUAUAGACAAAUUAUAAGGGAUGGGAGGUAAAUCUACAGAUUUGUAAAUUUUGUACAGCAGCAUGGCUUGUUCUAAUACCUCUCGUGUAGAGUUGAGUUAAAGGGUGUAGUUAGGAUUGAAUUUAAAGCUGCUUUAAAUGCUAAGCCUGUAACAUGGAAAUGCUUUGUAAAUUGCUGUGGAAUCAUUUGAUUAAUUUUAUGAUGCUGGGGGAAAACAAAUGUAAAUUGAGCUUCUGGAAGUGAUCAUGAUUUUUCGACUGCUGGCGAAAAAAAUAACAAUGCUUGUUAAUUUUUGAUUUAGAUUUGGGAGUUUGCCAGGAUAUGAGUUUCCAGGCAUGUUGUAGCUCUCUGCUUUAUAGUUGAAACAAAACAAAAGAUGUGUCUUUGUGUAGAAUGUAGAUGUUUAUUGUUUAGAUAGCAUUUGAUUUGCCAGGUUAUGAAAAGGAAAAUAAAAACAUUCUGCAUACAGGGUCUUUACUAAUCAUCAGAGUUUAUGUUGACUGGAAAAUGGUCAUAUUGUUAUUAAUUUGUGAUUAUUUUGUAAUUUUUGCAGAAGGCAUUAUUCUUGCAUGAAAUAAGUGUUAUUCGUGGUUUGAGUUGUACUGAUAUCUUAAAAUCUUCUCACUUAUUAAAGGGAACGAUUGCGUGAGGUUAAGCGGUGUUUGUGUGUGUGUACACUUUGUACGAUAAGUGACUUCAAACUUUGUUUUUGUCAGCAAUAAUGGAGAUGCCGUUGUCUUCAAACCCAUGAAUUAAAAGUAAGGUGAUAAUAUAUAUGGCAUGUACAAACAAAAGCUGCAAAUUGAAAAGAAUGGCAUUCAUGUAAGUAAUAAGUAUAUACCGGUAUUUUGUGUGAGGUGUGUUGUGUCUCUAGAGGAUAAAUGUCAAAACUAUCGAGUCUGCACAAUCAUGUAGAUCAAGAGUAACAGGUUAUGUCACAAUAUAUGUGUAUGGUGGUAAUCAUGAUGGGAAAGCAAUCGAGCUGGACUGGCUGAAAGUUAUAAUAGACUAUGUGUGCUCUUUUACUGCUGAACCAAGUUGGAUACUACCAUUAUAUUGUCUAUUUGGACCCAGAAGGGAUUUAACGGUACAUGUUUGUUUCAAUCUAUGAGUUUUAUGCCUUUCUGUCUCUUACUGGGCAUUAUGCGGGGUUUUACCCUCCAAAAAAAAAUCCUCUCCAUGUUUCAGACCAUAUUUACUCCCAUGGUGGUUACACAAGUUUUGUCUUCCCGAACCAAAUGCCUGGUAGAUAUAAGAAAUAUGGCAUUUCUGCUCGUCGUGAUCUAGUUUAGUUAGUGUUGCUAUGGCAAAUACUGACAGUUCUCAAGUACAGAGAAUUCUGUUGUAUGUUUGGGACUGGUAAGAUAUUACAUAGCAAAUGAUGAUGAAGUGAAAAAAUAUUGCCGCUGAAUUUUGAGGCAAUAUGGUCCUCUCUGGACCUACUGUGGCCAUUAACAUGUAAUGAAUAUAAUUUAUAUUGUAAAACACUAUGUAUUCCUAUUAUUAAUUGAUAUACAGAUGCAUCAUAACCUUUUCCUGAUCUGCUGUACAAAUCAUUUUACAUAUUAACUCGCGUGUAAUGUCCAUAUGAGAUAUGUCAAUAUCGUAUAACAGACAAAAUAGAAUAAUACACACAUUUUUUCUGUGAAAAAGAAAAAUAAGGGCUUGGAAGAAAAAGUGCCCUUUAAACAGUCUAAAUAUAUAUAUAUAUGGUUUGUUGAUAUUGAAAUGUUGAUUGACCGUGUACAAAUAUGUAAUUUUGAUUAAUAAACUGGAUAAUAUAUUGCAUUUAAUUGAUAAGCCUAUCUAUUGUCUGCUCAAAAAGAUGUUAAUUUAAUUCAUUAAUGCCCUUUUGGUUCUCAGCAGACAGUAUUAGGCUUACCCCCCCCCCUUCCCUCAGCUGCCCCCCCCCCCCCAUCUUCUUAUUCUGUGUGGAAUGACAUCAUUACCCUUAUUACAUUGCCAAUAGGAUUCAAGUGUUAUACAGGGUAACAUGAAAUACUCCACUCGAUGUGUAUUGAAUGUAACACCUUAAUGUAGGUGCUUAAGGUUUCUGAACCUUUCAUUGCAUCAAAGGUGUUAUAAUGUACACCGCAACCUUAGCACUUAGCACCUUACACUUUUUUACUCGCCUCUUGUGUUAUGUAUCAUGAUAAAAAUGUGUAAAAGAAAGCACCUGUCUCCAGCACCUGCCUUGCACAUUAAUCUUCCUCGUCAUUGAUAAUACACUCCUCAGUUUACAUUCUAGUGUUCCAUUUUUUUACACUGCUCAACAUCCUACUCAAAAUAAUGCUUGAGUGUGCAUUGAUACAACUAGGUACAGUUAAGGUGUACUUUCUUCAGUGUCUAAGUGUAUAUGUUACAUAGGUACACUGCACAAAUAAUAAGAGUGUUAGUUGACACUGCUACAGUGUAGGUGUACCUGAUUCAGUGUCCAAUUUCAGUUUUUUUUUGGUGUGAUUCUUGUCAUUUGUUUUAAACUUUGUGUUCUUCCAAGUUUGUUGCUAUGAAUGAGUCAAAGUAACAACAUAAAUCAUCAUUACCCGUUCAUAAUAAUUGCACUGAAUGUUACUAAGCAACCGUCUCCAUGCAUACAUAUUACCUCAUGGAAAAGCAUACUUAGAAUGAUAGUGUCUGUGAUUUGUAUCGGUAAUCCUUGUGUCGUGAAUCGAUAUCACGAUUUGGUAUUGAUGCAGUGAAUUGUGAAAUAAUGUAAUGAGAUACAUAAGGGUUGUAUUGUAAUAUGGAGUACAGAUGAUUUGAUGUGUAAAACUAUUCUGUAUGUUGCACAAUGAGGUGCAUUGACUUAAAAAGUAAUGUGAGUGUACAUGAAUCUAUGAGACACACUGUAGGAAAGUAUUUUCCUUGUGGAUUUUUUUUUUCUCUUCUCCUUUAGGCAGAUAAAUAAAUGUUUUCUUCAAACAAAA